AUGGAUCAUGAUGAACACCUCUACAUGGGAAACUCUUCAUCUUCCAAGGUAAAAGGACAUGAAAAGAUAGUGCUAAAAAUGACAAGUGAAAAGGAGCUCACUUUAAAUGACGUUCUUCAUGUGCCAGAUAUUCAAAAGAAUUUGAUAUCUGGUUCCUUAUUAAGCAAGAAUGGGUUUAAGUUAGUAUUCGUUUCAGACAAAUUUGUACUUACAAAUAAUGAAAUGCUUGUAGGAAAUGGCUACCUGAAUGAGGGGCUCUUUAAGUUGAAUGUAUGGGGUUGUUUGGCUAAAGUAGCAAUUCCUAAACCCAAAAGAGUUAAGAUAGGACCUAAAACCAUUGAUUGUGUAUUCAUUGGCUAUGCCUACUACAAUAAUGCGUAUAGAUUUCUUGUACAGAAGUCUGAAAUACUCGAUAUAUCUCGUGAAAGUGAAGAGGCUAUAGAUCAAGAAUCUAUAAAUGAACAACCUAGACGCAGUAAAAGGGCUAGGACUUCAAUCUCCUUUGGGCCUGACUUUCUAAUAUAUUUGUUAGAAAAUGAAUCUCAAAGUUUUAAGGAGGCUAUGUCAUCAACCAAAGCUUCAUAUUGGGAAAAAGCUGUUUAUAGUGAAAUUGGAUUCAUACUACAAAAUCAUACAUGGAAAUUAGUAGACCUUCCUCCCAAUAAUAUGCCAUUGGGAUCAGCAUUAAAUGGUUUGGAUAUAUAUCAAAUGGAUGUUAAAAUAGCUUUCUUGAAUGGUGAAUUAGAUGAAAAAAUUUAUAUGGAGAAACCUGAAGGAUUUGUGGCCUCAGGACAAAAAAAGAAAAUUCUUGAUAAAUUCAAGAAAUAUGAUAUUAUGUAUAUGAAAACAUCUAUGAAUGUUAGUAUGCAUCUUGUUUCCGAUACUGGUGAUAGUAAGUCUCAAUUGGAAUACUCUCGUAUUAUUGGCAGCUUAAUGUAUGUCAUGAACUGCACACGACCUGAUAUUGCUUAUUCCAUUAGUAGACUAAAUCGAUAUACGAGCAAUCCAAGUACUGAUCAUUGGAAGACAAUUGUUAGAGUUUUAGGGUAUUUAAAACAUACCAAAAACUUUGGAUUGCACUAUUCAAGAUAUCCAACUGUACUUGAAGGAUACUCUGAUGCAAAUUGGAUAUCACAUACUAAAGAUUCCAAGUCAACAAGUGGAUAUAUUUUUACACUUGGAAGUGCUGCAGUAUCAUGA
Olea europaea var. sylvestris is the source of this 1200-nucleotide messenger RNA. RefSeq lists its product as uncharacterized. The transcript has 5 exons. NCBI's taxonomy places the organism in Eukaryota, Viridiplantae, Streptophyta, Magnoliopsida, Lamiales, Oleaceae. The record is from RefSeq and is a predicted model, not a curated record. Bases 1 to 1200 code for a protein of 399 amino acids.